This is a messenger RNA of Trichomycterus rosablanca, 3808 nucleotides long. RefSeq names its product low density lipoprotein receptor class A domain containing 4a (gene ldlrad4a). Gene Ontology annotation, molecular function: R-SMAD binding. The coding region runs from base 181 to 978 and encodes 265 amino acids. NCBI's taxonomy places the organism in Eukaryota, Metazoa, Chordata, Actinopteri, Siluriformes, Trichomycteridae. Gene Ontology annotation, cellular component: early endosome membrane; Golgi membrane. Gene Ontology annotation, biological process: negative regulation of transforming growth factor beta receptor signaling pathway. The record is from RefSeq and is a predicted model, not a curated record. The transcript has 4 exons.
UUCUCAGUGCAGUGUGAGCGCUUCUCUCAGGUCGUUGAUCCGGGAUGGAGUGAUCGUCGUCUGCGGGCGGGCGGGACGGCGAGCGGAUCGAGGCCACAGUGGAUCGUACCGAGCGCGGGGAGACCCGCUGAUCUUCCCCCCUCCUCCUCCUCCUUUUCCUCCUGCUCGUCGUGCUCCUGUAUGCGGCAGCACCGAGCGGUCCCGGGCACCGGCAGCUCCAGCUCCACCGACACCAGCGACUCCAAUGCCACUCCGACUGAGCCGGGAGACUGCAGCAGCGCGUCCCAGCAGCCGCGGGGAAUGGACAGAGCUGAACUGGAGUUUGUUCAGAUAAUAAUCAUAAUCGUGGUGAUGACGGUAAUGGUGGUCGUGAUCAUCUGUCUACUCAACCACUACAGACUGUCGGCCCUGUUUAGCCGCCACCGCCGGGGAGGAGCCCUGCAGCCGGACGGGUGUUCGUGGCCAGCGGACAGUCUGGUGACACAGAGAGGAACCACAGAGGUCAUGUUCGGGUCGCGGACGUUCGCCCCGCCCUCGUUUUUCCAAAGGGAGCGGUCGAGCCGCUUCCAGCCCACGUACCCACAACUACAGACGCAAAUCGAGCUCCCUCCCACAAUCUGCCUGUCGGAUGGAGAGGAGCCGCCGCCCUAUAAGGGGCCCUGCACUCUGGCCCUCAGGAGCCCCGAGCAGCAGCUGGAACUGAGCCGCGCCUCUGUGCGAGCUCCGCCCAACCGCACCAUAUUCGACAGCGACAUCAUAGACGUUUACGGGCCCAAGCCGCCCAGCACGCAUUCGGGCAAGAGCGCCUCGUACGCCCGGCUACAAGGACAAGGGCCGCCUCCUACUUACAGCGAAGUGAUUGGUCGGCCCUACCCGAACUCCGCCCCCUCCACCUCUUUCUUGCACCAGCACAGCAAUAACACGCCGCCGUCCAAUCAGAGGAAGACGACGGACGCACCGCGAGAUAAACCGAGCUGAUUGGCUGGCCGGCACAAACGCGCAGGCACUGUGCUCCCGGAACUGUGUUUAUAAACAUGCGAAAGGGGCGCGCGGCUUUCCUCCGAGCACUCACGCCCUUGCACAAUUUAUAAUCCAGAACGAUCGAGGAACCAAGCUUAUACGAAUAUUUUUUGUAUAUUUUUUAUUUGUUUUUGCUAGAACUUGUGGCCUCGUGGAUGUUUCGCUUGCUGGCUGUUUUGUUCGUUUCUUUUCGCCUUCUUGAUCUAAAAUAAUUCGGCAUUUUUGCAGAUCGGCGCAAGUUUUUGGAUUUGGUUUUUUUUUUGUACAUUCGUGCACAAAAACUUUCGUAACCAAUCAAAACCCUCGAGUGCCAAGAUGUGCGUGUGACUACGCUUCACGUCCAAUGCAGAAAAAUAUAAACGUUGCACUAACUUAUUGCUUAAAGAUCAGAACUUUUUUAUCCUCAAUGGUAUUUUUUUGUACUUUAUUUGAUCGUAUUCUAGUAUUACAUUUAGUUUUUGCGUUUUUAUUCAGUGAAAAUGCCGAAUCCUGGUCCAGCCUAGAAAUUCCACGACUGACCUACGAGAUAGCACUUAAAAAUAAAAGAGGUGUUUAAAAAAAACUCCCACAGGCCGAAUGACGAGCGCUGGUGCAGACGGACGACGUUUUUCUGACGUUUGUUUUUCAUCGUGUCAGAACAGCACUUUAAACUUCUCUCGCUUCAGCUCUGUCAUGGCGGUCCGAAUGCAAGGGAAUCAUGGGAAAUGUAGUCUUAUGCACAUCCGCAGUUAAUGCAUGUGUCUUAUUUGUCGAACCUUAAUUCGUUUCGCUGUGGGACUCAGUAUUUAUUCCAUUUUUUUACUUAUGAUUGCAUGGCGAAAAUAAUUCUCUUUCCUCUCGUUCACUCUCAGUUUUUGAGUCGCGCUCUGACAAACGUUAACGUAAAGAUACGUUUAGUAUUUAAUAACACAGUGAGUUUCUAGUUUAUAUACCUGGCAAAAACAUUUCCCUUUAUUAAUACCACUGUUUUAGCUACAUACGAUCCCGUGAACAAAACCAGAUGAUCAUUUUCUAGCUUGCUAACCAGCCAACUUGUUAAUGCUUGCUUGGUUUUUGGACUUAUGUUUAUCUUCCUUAUCUACUAUUAAACAUACAAUGUACAAAUUAUAAUCCCCAUUUUCUGUUACAUUUAAAAUAAGCACAUAGCGGAACUUAGCCAGCUUGCUAGCGUGCUGUUUACCUCACUUGCUAAUCAGUCAGCUUGAAUUAUAUCUAAGAAAUUUCAGCGUACUUGGUCACACUUAAAAUACAAAGUCAGACACGUUUUUUAUUUAUUAAUCCUUUUUAUUGCUAACAUUUGGAGAGUAAGAAGAUUCAUAUAAUUUAAUCGACUAGCUAUCAGGUUACAAGCGCGCUAUCCAGUGUGCAUGCUAACAACGAAUCCUUAAACCAUUUUUCCUCACUUGGUAUUCUGCUAGUCGCCAAACCGUUUAGCUUUUCUUAGCUUCUUUAUCCCUGUUUUCUGGUACACUGUUACAGAUAAGCUAGCCUACUGCAGUUCUAAUAGGCUGGUCUGCUAAUAUUUUAGCCGUAUUUUACCUCCUUUCUCCAACUUAAAGUAAUCUUAUAAAAGCGAGGGUUUAAAUGUUCGGUCGCUUGUUGUUGUUUUAUUGUUCGCCGCUUGUUUGCCACAAAGUGAUAACUUGCUAGCAUUCUAACUUGGCGGGAUUGAUAACUAGCAAGCUAAAUUAGGUAAUCACAUUCAGUCAGCUGGAGUAUUCCAUUUUAUUUGUUAGCAAUUGAGCUGUCGGUAAUGUAACGAUCAUUUAAUGAACUUUGUUCGAACUUAAACGAUUAGUUAGUGAUUUAAAAAAGGGAAAGUGAACUUUGAUGUGUUAAAAACCGGGUUGGAUCACAUUCGCCAUUAGAUUAGCGAUUUGUUUGUAUUAUUCUUUUUGUAUUGUGCUAAUGCUAGAGCUAAUGCUAACGCUGCUCCUGACAGCUUCUUUCACACCCGUGUUCGUUCUUUUGUGAAUUUGUUUAUGUUCGUUCUGCUUCUUUUUAAAUGUUUAGUGUUUUUAGCAGAGGAACGAACACCUCGAGUAUCUUUGUUCGUUCGUUUUUAGUUCUUUUUAAGCCAUUUUUGCAUGUCAAUCGAGCAGAUUCGGUGCCUAAAAGUCGUGUUAAAGAACUAUAGGAGCCCCGUCACUUUGCACUCCUGUCCCCGCGUCCCCACCUUCGUUGUGCCUCACUUUUCCUACGGUGCUUUUUUCACUAGUCCCACUUUGUUUAUUCGUACUGUGCUGUAUAUAUCGACAUAACUUGAAAAUAUUAUGCACAUAUUUUUACCCAAUGGGUAGAAAAGAUACCACAAGAGAAAGAACAAAUGUUAAUAGUGUAAUAUAAUGUAAAGCGCAUAUCCAGAGGAGAGGAACUGAACACGCCGGCUUCAGGAUUUUGUGAAUCCCCUCUUCUCCACUUGUGCUUUCUGUCUUUUGUAUGAAAAUAUAAAUAAUGCUACAGUAUGGUCAUAUACGUUACAAAAAAAAAACUUCUUAUAUUUUUUCCUAUACGAUAAAAACCGUUGAAUCUGCUAUGUGAUGAUUAUUACACAGGAGAAUCUGCUGCUGCCGCCGCUGCUGCUGCUUUUAUAACUUCCAGAGACGUUCUUAUCAUUAUUAAUGCCAGCGCUUGCCAUUUAUUUAUUUGACUUUUUUAUUUAGUGAAUUAGAUGUUGGAAUAAUCACGCUAAAAAAAAACCACAACAACCAUCAGACAGAAAAACUGUAUCAUAUUUCACCGAACCGACACGAAUGCAGACUAAACAAUAAAGGUUUUGGAUCAUUCA